Galeopterus variegatus (Sunda flying lemur) is the source of this 2253-nucleotide messenger RNA. It is a transcript of the gene SNCAIP, whose product is annotated as synuclein, alpha interacting protein. The coding region runs from base 23 to 1723 and encodes 566 amino acids. Gene Ontology annotation, molecular function: ubiquitin protein ligase binding. Lineage: Eukaryota; Metazoa; Chordata; Mammalia; Dermoptera; Cynocephalidae. The transcript is spliced from 7 exons. The record is from RefSeq and is a predicted model, not a curated record.
UCAGCUGGAGUGUGUACGCUGGAUGGUGAGCGAAACAGAAGCCAUUGCAGAAUUGAGUUGUUCUAAGGAUUUUCCAAGCCUUAUUCAUUAUGCGGGUUGUUAUGGCCAGGAAAAAAUUCUUCUGUGGCUUCUUCAGUUUAUGCAAGAACAGGGCAUUUCGUUAGAUGAAGUGGACCAGGGUGGCAACAGCGCCGUUCAUGUGGCCUCUCAGCAUGGCUACCUCGGGUGCAUACAGACCUUGGUUGAAUAUGGAGCAAAUGUCACCAUGCAGAACCACGCGGGGGAAAAGCCAUCGCAGAGUGCCGAGCGGCACGGGCACACCCUCUGCUCCAGGUACCUGGUGGUGGUGGAGACCUGCAUGUCGCUGGCCUCUCAGGUGGUGAAGUUAACCAAGCAGCUAAAGGAACAGACAGUGGAACGUGUCACACUGCAGAACCAACUCCAGCAACUUCUGGAGGCCCAGAAAUCAGAGGGCAAGUCCUUGCCUUCUUCACCCAGUUCACCAUCUUCACCAGCUUCCAGAAAGUCCCAGUGGAAAUCUUCAGAUGCAGAUGAUGAGUCUAUGGCUAAAAGCAAACCAGGAAUCCAAGAGGGGAUCCAGGUUCUUGGAAGCCUGUCAGCAUCCAGCCGGGGUAGGGCCAAAGCAAAAGAUGAAGAUUCUGAUAAAAUCCUACGCCAGCUUUUGGGAAAAGAAAUCUCAGAGAAUGUCUGCACCCAGGAAAAGCUGUCCUUGGAAUUCCAGGAUGCUCAGACUUCCUCUCGAAAUUCAAAAAAGAUCCCUCUGGAGAAGAGGGAACUGAAGUUAGCCAGGCUGAGGCAGCUGAUGCAGAGGUCACUGAGUGAAUCUGACACAGACUCCAACAACUCUGAGGACCCCAAGAACACCCCUGUGAGAAAGGCUGACAGGCCCCGGCCUCAGCCCAUUGUGGAAAGCGUGGAGAGUCUGGACAGCGCAGAAAGCUUGCACAUGAUGGUAAAGAAGCAUACCUCGGCAUCAGGACGCAGGUUUCCUUUCAGUAUCAAGGCCUCCAAAUCCCUGGAUGGCCAUAGCCCAUCUCCCACUUCAGAAAGCAGCGAGCCAGACUUGGAAUCCCAUUGUCCAGGCUCAGGGAACAGUCCUACAGCCCAGCCCUCUGGAGACCCCACUCUGCCCAUCCCUGACAGCACUGCUGCCCAGAAAGUUGCCACAAGUCCCAAGAGUGCCCUCAAGUCUCCAUCUUCCAAGCGCCGGACAUCUCAAAACUUGAAACUCAGAGUUACCUUUGAGGAGCCUGUGGUGCAGAUGGAGCAAACUAGUCUGGAAGUAAAUGGAGAAAAAGACAAAGACAGGGGCAGGACCCCCCAGCGGACCUCCGCAAGUAGCGAAUCCGGGGAUCAACUGAAAAGACCUUUUGGAACCUUUAGAUCCAUCAUGGAGACACUCAGUGGCAACCAGAACAAUAAUAAUAACUAUCAGGCAGCCAACCAGCUGAAGACCUCUACAUUGCCCUUAACCUCACUUGGAAGGAAGAUGCCAGAUGCCAAGGGAAACCCUGCAAGCUCUGCUAGCAAAGGAAAGAAUAAGGCAGAGAUGUACGGCAGCUGCAUCAAUCUUUCCUCUAACACGGUGAUUGAAGAGCAUCUGCAUAACUAUGCACGGCAUAAUGACAUCAAUAGAAAAAUGAAGAAAUCCUACAGCAUAAAGCACAUUGCUGAGCCAGAGUCAAAAGAACUCUUCUUGUGAAUCUCACUGAGAUAAUAAAUAAUGACCUUUGGAUACCAUUGGAAAUUACUGGACUAUCGUCUAUGGAAAUAGAACCAUGAAAACAAAGCCUCACCAGCAGAAGAACAGAAUAUCAGGAUGCCUUAACUUUAUAGUGUUAGACUAUGUAAGAUACAUUUUUGAGUGAUACCUGUAUAUAGAACUUGUUUUUAAAGAGAUGCUGUCUAAAAGCAUGAUGCAAAUGUGUGUUUUUUAACAUUGGAUUGAUUCGACCUACCCACAGGACAUUCACCAGGCUGCUGACACAACUUUGUAUUUUAUCCAUUGCAUGAAUAUUUGCUAAUGUUGGUUGAACUUCCCUUCCAUAUAACAUGGCCAGUUUGAGCUCAACUCCAUCAAGGGACCAGAUCAGUGGCAUUUUCUGUCAAGAUUGUUUUUCUGUCAUUUCUACUUUUUGUAUAAAGGAAAUAAAAUAAUGUUAACAGCCACCCAGAAGCUUGGGGCACCUACCUUCUAAUAAAUCUGUGAUGCUCUGAUUUCUAAGGGACUUG